AUGGCUGAAAAUGUCCCUCCCAAAACCCCCAUUUUUCCCCCCCCAAACCUCCUUUUUUCCCCGCGCCGCCGCCGUUUUGCACGCCAAGAUGGCGGCCGCGCUAAGCCCCCGCCCCCUGGGGCUCUCCUCGCAGGCCUAUUGGCUCCCGUCAGGCUCCGCCCCGGCGCCUCAGCCAAUCGCGAGGCUCACCACACGCAGGAGUUCGCGCAGCGCCCCCUGGUGGUGCGGCGGGGGCAGCGGUUCCACGUGGGCGUGGCCCUGCCGCGCCCCCUGGCGGACGGAGACGCGCUGUGCUUCGAGCUCACGCUGGGCCCCACGCCGCAGGUGGCCAAGGGCACGCACGUCCUGCUGCCCCUGGGCGGCUCCUCGGCCACGGGCUGGGUGGCCCAGCUGGACGAGGGCGUGGCCGAGCCCGUGGGGGGCGGGGCCGAGCACGCGCUCUGGGCGUGGCUGCAGGCGCCGCCCACGGCCCCCGUGGGGCGCUACGCGCUCAGCGUCCGCACGCGCACCGAGGCCGGAGACUUCGCCGCGCCCUUCGAGGCCGCCAACGACGUCGUGGUGCUCUUCAACCCCUGGUGCCCCGAGGACUCGGUUUACAUGGAGCAGACGAGCGACCUCAGCGAGUACGUCCUCAACGAGAGCGGCCGCAUCUUCUACGGCACCGAGGACCAGAUCGCCGAGAGAUCCUGGAACUACGGCCAGUUCGAGCCGGGCGUGCUGGAGGCCUCCCUGUUCAUCCUGGACCGCCGGGGGAUGCCCCACAGCGCCCGCGGCGACCCCGUCAUGGUGGCGCGCGUCGUCUCGGCCAUGGUGAACUCCCUGGACGACAGCGGGGUGCUGGUGGGCAACUGGACGGGCGAGUACGGGGCGGGCACGAACCCCUCGGCCUGGGCCGGCUCCGUGGGGAUCCUGCGCAGCUUCCUCAGCUCCGGCGCGCCCGUGCGCUACGGGCAGUGCUGGGUGUUCGCCGGCGUCGUCACCACUGUGCUGCGCUGCCUGGGGCUGCCCACCCGCACGGUGACCAAUUACAACUCGGCGCACGACACGGACGCGUCGCUGACCACCGACAUCUACCUGGACGAGGGCAUGCGGCCGCUGGAGCGCCUCAACACCGACUCCGUCUGGAACUUCCACGUGUGGAACGACUGCUGGAUGAAGCGGCCGGACCUCCCCGACGGCUACGACGGGUGGCAGGUGGUGGACGCCACCCCCCAGGAGACCAGCAGCGGGCUGUUCUGCUGCGGGCCCUGCUCGGUGACGGCCGUCAAGAACGGCCACGUCUUCCUCAAGUACGACACGCCCUUCGUCUUCGCCGAGGUGAACAGCGACAAGGUGUACUGGCAGCGGCAGGCGCACGGCGGCUUCGCCGUGGUGCACGUGGAGGAGGGCGCCAUCGGCCGCAGCAUCAGCACCCUGGCGGCCGGAGCGGCCGGGAGAGUGGACAUCACCCACCUGUACAAGCACCCCGAGGGCUCGGAGGAGGAGCGCCGCGCCGUCUCCACGGCCACCGCCCACGGUUCCCGGCCGCGCAACCGCGCCGCGGCCUCGGCCGGCGAGCUGACGCUGACGGUGGCCGCGGGCCCGGCCGUGGCCGGAGCCGAGCUGGAGCUGCGGGCGCUGGUGCGGAACCAGGGCCUGGAGCCGCGGACGCUGCGGCUGCGCCUCUCGCUCUGCGCCGUGCGCUACACCGGCGUGGCCGGAGCCGCCUUCCGGCAGGAGCAGCACCGCCGGACAGUGCCGCCGGGCCAGGAGGAGACGGUGACGAUGACCGUGACCUACACCGAGUACCAGCCGCACGUGGGUGACCAGGACGCCCUGAAGCUGACGGUGGCCGGAACUGUCCAGGAGACCGGCCAGGUGCUGGCCAAGGAGCUGCGGGUCCAGCUGCACACGCCAGAGCUGACGCUGACGCUCCUGGGCCCGGCCGUGGUGGGGCAGGAGGUGUCGGUCCAGGUGGUUUUCCAGAACCCCCUUCCCGAGCCUCUGACUGGGGCCUCGCUCAGGAUGGAGGGGGCGGGGAUCUCCUGCCCCAAACCGGUGUCACUGGGGUCGGUGGGGGCGGGGCAGACGCUGCGGCUCAGCCAAUCAGUGACGCCGCUGCGGGCAGGACAGCGCCGCCUGGUGGCCGCCCUGGAGAGCGCCGCCCUCCCCCCCCUGCACGGGAGCCUCCAGUUCGAGGUGGCCCCGGGCCCAACUGGGAGCACUGGGAGCACUGGGAGCCCCCCCGGCAGGGCCAGGAGGAGGAGGAGGAGGGGGGAAGGCCCGGCGGGAGCACGGGGGGUUGAACUGGGAGCACUGGGAGGGGAACUGGGAGCACUGGGAGGGGUCGCUGGGCCGAUGUGGGUCGUGCUGGGAGCGCUGGGAGGGGGAACUGGGAGCGCUGGGAGGCGUUUUGGGUCAUACUGGGAGCGCUGGGAGGGGGUUCGG
Messenger RNA from Corvus hawaiiensis (hawaiian crow), 2427 nucleotides. It is a transcript of the gene TGM1, whose product is annotated as transglutaminase 1. Gene Ontology annotation, biological process: peptide cross-linking. Gene Ontology annotation, molecular function: protein-glutamine gamma-glutamyltransferase activity. NCBI's taxonomy places the organism in Eukaryota, Metazoa, Chordata, Aves, Passeriformes, Corvidae. The annotation marks the transcript as partial. The record is from RefSeq and is a predicted model, not a curated record. The transcript is spliced from 14 exons.